AUGAACCUCACCGCCUUACUAUCCGUCCUCUCACUCCCCGUUUCCCUCUUCAAGACGACGUGCCCGACAGAAAUCCACGCCACGAUACCCCAUCAAGAUCGGGUCUUCAUCGAGAGACGAUCGAAAAGCAUACACCAGAUCCAUUCCCUCCUCGGAAAAUGCCCCAACAUCACGACCCUCGAUCUGAGAUUCGCCUUCAUCGGCUGCAUCGCCUUUCCGGAGCGUUGGAGUCUGCCGAUUGACCCUGCCGGCGGCACGAAGUACCGUUCCGCUAUCCAGUCCCUCUCACUUGACGGCUACAACUUCGACUCCGACUUUAAACACAUCAGACUCAACAGAUGGGAGGACACGUAUGACUGGAUUACGUCAGGAAACGCCUGGAAGUCUCUCAAAUGGAGCCUGAUUCCGAAGGAGCAGAGGUCAAAGACCAACCUCGAGUUAUGGAUCGAGGCUAUGGACUUCUCGCAGCUCCGGACGCUGUCUAUCAGGCGGUAUUCGCCGCUCUACGUGCCGGGUGAUCUACUUGCUCAAGUCCUGUCUCCUAAACUACAGCGCCUGCGAUCUUUGAAGAUAGAAGGGCCUGAGUUGCGUGAUUUCCUACUGGCAUUGCCUGCUGGGUCUCUCAGCAGCCUGUCUUGGAUAGACUCUGCACAGCCCAAAGACCAAAUCAGAUCCGUUUUGGAACACCACGGAGCAAGCUUGACGGAGCUCGAAUGGAGAACCUCUGAGACUCUUUCUCGCCCACUUACUCUCCUCCCUGACUCAAUAGUUGAAGAUCUCAAGGCUGUUACACCAAAUCUGCAAUCUUUAAGCAUCGACCUCAACCGCGACAACGACAGCUGGCCCCUCGAAAAAAUGAAGACCGUGGUCAACGGCAUGCCUGAUACCCUUAAGAACCUCAGCAUCUACUUUGAGAUGGCGAGCGAGUCACGUCGUCAGAAGGAUCCGUUUAACUGGGAUGGGAGAUACGACACCAUUGAAAACUUUGCGCUGCCGCUGCUCAACUCGACAAGUGCACGUGAGAUGGCUUCCUUUUUGCGAAAUCACGGCGCAGAGUCUUUGGAGGAGGUCAAUUUCUUCGCGGGGGACUGGACGCAGGACUAUGGGGAGCCUCUGCAGAUGACUGACUGGCUUCAUCAGAGGCGGGCGUGGAUGAACUGCAAGAUGCCCACGGGUGAUGGGGAGAUUAAUUGUCAGGGGAGGGAUACCUGGGUACCUGUGAAGAGUAUGCCUGCAGCAUAUUCGCUGGACGGUUCCAUUUGA
This is a messenger RNA of Colletotrichum karsti, 1263 nucleotides long. RefSeq lists its product as uncharacterized. NCBI's taxonomy places the organism in Eukaryota, Fungi, Ascomycota, Sordariomycetes, Glomerellales, Glomerellaceae. The transcript has a single exon. The record is from RefSeq and is a predicted model, not a curated record. The coding region runs from base 1 to 1263 and encodes 420 amino acids.